Molecule: messenger RNA, 9794 nt
Organism: Wasmannia auropunctata (little fire ant)
Lineage: Eukaryota; Metazoa; Arthropoda; Insecta; Hymenoptera; Formicidae
Gene: stet
Product: protein rhomboid
Exons: 10
Coding region: 311-1564 (417 amino acids)
Cellular component (GO): membrane
Molecular function (GO): serine-type endopeptidase activity
Source: RefSeq, a predicted model, not a curated record
CUCCCGUUUUUCGCGGCUCCCAAUUCGGUGCACGGUUUUCGCGCGCGUGUCGCACCGGACGUCGGGCUCGUCGCAAGUUCCGCAUCCCGGACUUCGCGGAACUCGGCCCGUCGCGACCUCGACAAUGCGCCGCCAGCGGGACGCGAGGUUAUGACGCUGCGCUCGAGGAUGAUGCACCUCGUGGCGCCUGUUCGUUUCUGGAUUAUCUCGUCAGCGGCGGACGACGUCCUCCACCGGUCUUGCGAAAGGAAGCACGCGGAAGAGGGAGGAAUGAGGAGAUUCACCCGGUGACCUCGUGCCGCGCGCGGUAAUGCUACUGGCAAACGGUGCCUCCAUACCGACCAUCGCCGGCGCUGUCGAGGAGGAGGAGGAAUAUGCACGCAGCGAGGCGAACAGCGUGCAUUACGAUGGAUACGUCACUGAUCAUACCGAUCUGGCCUCGGAGGUCGAUAUCGACGAGUCCGAGUACAGGCGGGAGUUGCUUAAUGACAAAUGGCGAAUGCUCUUCGACAAGUUUGAUCCGGAGGGUUUUGGAGAGAUACCGCUGGAGGACUUUCUGACAGCCUUGAGAAGCCCCGAAUGGAAGGCGGAGAUACCGACGAACAAACGUGACAUACUUCUAACCAGGGCGAAAGAGUCGCGUGUUGAGGCAGUGACUUUCCAGGACUUCGUCAAUGUGAUGAGCGGAAAACGGACCAGAAGUUUUAAGUGCGCUGUGCACCAUCGGGACCGUGAGAUCUGUUCCGAGAACGAUUUUCACCUGCUCGUGCAUGAGCCACCUCUGUUUCGCAGGAUGGUCCGCAUGAUCGGCGAUGAAUUCCUCACGGAGGAGCGGGACCGAAAAUACUACGCCGAUCACUACACAUGCUGCCCACCACCUCUCUUCAUCAUCCUCAUCACCCUCGUGGAGCUUGGUUUCUUCACGUACUACACAGUGGCGAUGGGUGAGGUAAAUCCCUCCGGGCCGGUGCCGAUCGACAGUGUCUUCAUUUACAGACCGGACAAGCGGCUCGAACUCUGGAGGUUCGCCUUCUACAUGUUUCUACAUGCUGGGUGGCUUCACCUGCUGUUUAACCUGGGGGUACAGGUGGUCGUGGGACUUCCCUUGGAAAUGGUUCACGGAAGCCUGAGGAUCGCCGCGGUUUACAUGGCCGGGGUUCUUGCCGGUUCGCUGGGCACGUCGGUAUUUGACACGGACGUGUAUCUCGUCGGAGCGAGCGGGGGCGUUUACGCCCUUCUGGCGGCGCAUCUAGCCAACGUCCUUCUGAACUACAACAAUAUGGAGUUCGGGAUAGUUCGGCUCAUCGGCAUCUUCGUCAUCGCCAGCGCCGAUGUGGGCUUUGCGAUCUACGACAGAUACGCCGCGGAGCAGAUGGGCCCUCCAGUGUCGUACGUCGCCCACCUGACGGGCGCCCUGGCGGGCCUAACGAUCGGCCUAUUGGUACUGAAGAACUUCGAGCAGCGACUGCACGAGCAGUUGCUCUGGUGGGUUGCCUUGGGUGUUUACGCCGCCUGCACGAUCUUUGCGAUCAUGUACAAUCUGAUGCACCCCGACUAUCCAUGACGCGAGGUCAGCUUCGCGUACGGCCAGCCGAGGCACACGUAACGCGAAGCUGAUCGCCCUUGGAAGAAAAAGAAGAAAAGGAAGAAACGAAGGAAAGGACGGGAGAGAUCGUCGUCGAGCAAUGUCGAGGGAGAUUUUCAAGUAUCGCGGACUCUCAAUAACACGCCAGACUGUGAGCUAAAUCGUUCCCAAGGCACCGAAGGACACAUGAGGAACGAGAGUUACGCGACGGGGUCGUCGGCAGUCAUUCUCCUCGAAAAACGUGACUUUGGUCACCUUCCACGCGAAAAGGAUCGCGUAAUAGUUUCGUAGUAUAUAUAUAUAUAUUUUCUUCCAAGCCGGCCUGUUCGCGCGCGACAGUCGAGAGAAGCGACAGAGCGCUUGUCGAGAAGAAGCGAGAAACGAGCGAGGAAAUAUAAUCUAUUAGUAUUGAUUAAAAAUUCUAACAAGUGAAAAAAUUUCAAGCGAUCGACAAAAGCAGACGUGAUGUCUUUCCGGAAGGAGAAAGGGAGACGGCGCAGGAAGAAGAGAAUUGAGGGAAUGUCCCCACGCUCAUUACGUUUCGUCUUUCCCGCUCGAUAAAACGGUAGUCCGCGUUCGUAAUCCCUGCAAUCCCGCGAAAGUUUCUUAAACGCAACGUCGGGACUACUUCAUCACGGAGGAAUGCGGGCGAUUUUGUGAGCGGUGUAAUCAUAAAAAAAAAACGACUGGUGUUCCCAAACAAAACAACUCGUGUUCUCCUGCCAUCAGCGGGACAAGGAAACGUCAUUGUUGUAAGAUGGACAUUCUUGGCCACUUGGGAUAAAAUGUCUUCGCGUGUCGUUCUCGAAAACGACGGAGCAGCGCACGGGAAAGUUACGGGUAAUAUUUUUAUUCGUCAGUUUCUGGGAAAGAGGAAAAGUCACGUGAGACUAGUCGAUCCAAUCCCGUCGUCGCGCACUCUUCCGCAUUUUGAAGAAAAACCAAAGAAUCGAGCUGGAUCACAACGAAGUCGGCCGGCCAUUCAGAAAAGGGAAAAAUCCUCAGGAAGGAGGCAGUUUCUAUCCAAACUCGAACAAGAGGUAUUCUCUCUCAUUCGUAUUUAUUUCUGUGUAAUGCUGGCCGCAGUCGUCCUCCGGAAAAACCAAAGAAUCAUACUCGACUGUGUGUGUGGACAACGCUCGUUGUCCUUUGUCACGUUGCUGAAGAAAUUUCUUUGCUCGGUGACGAGAAGUAGAAAAAAAAAGGAGAUGAUGAUAGGAAGAGAGAGAAAGAAAUUGGACAACAGCGAAGUAAAGCAACAGAAGAGGUAAAGAGGAAACGGGUGGACUUAAUGGAUCCUUCGCGGUCGAUGAAACAUUGUACAAAUGACCGCGACGGAGAGGUACGAAGAUGAUGAAACAAAAACCGCGGUCGAGAAAAUUGGUAACCAUCGACGUUCCUCUCGAAACCCUCUCGAAACAUUCGACUCGCGAGGCGAAUUUGUGGACGUGGACGGAAACGUAGAAGAGCAGAACGCGUCGAGUGUUGAUGAUGAAGAGCUCGUGCCGAUGGAAGACUUUUUUUUUUUAUUGCGAUGAGUGAUUAGUCGCGAAAAAAUUUCACAGAGGAGAGACAGAUUAUACUAAUUGAUCGCUAAUUCGAUGAUAGCAUGAAGAAUACUGCUAAAUAAAUUGCGCAAAUAAUUGCAAAGUAUUCAUAGAAAACAAUGUAAGUAUCAUUUAUGAAACAUAUGUAAUAAUUUUUUUUUAUCACAUUGUUUUUAUUAUAUUUGUUAGAAAGUCUAUUUGUAUGAUGAAGACGUUCGAGUUGCCACGAAGCUAUUAUUCUGAAUCAAUUAGAAUUUAUUUCGUAUUUCUCAAAUUUUUGUAAUCGUAUAAUUUUGACGUUACAAUUGUUUUCUAUAGAUGCUUCACAAACGUGCACAAUUCGUCGAGUUUAUGUACUAUUUCGUAUAAUAUAUGUGAAUUCGCGAAGAACCCGUCAACUAACACAAAGAUCGCGACAAAGAUUUGCUGAUAUUCGGACAUAUAUCAUCGCGUAUAGGUAGAUUGAUCACCAUAGGAAUGCAAAUUCACCGAGUCAUAAAAGAAUUCAUCCAAAUAGCCGUUGCAUUUUUCCCGCGUUAUCACGUUGUAAAGUCUCCAGAAACGCGACAUGACGAAUGUCACGCGAAAAAAAAAAAACAUUUUCAACUUCGCGCUCGCGAGAAUCAAAAACCGCCUACGAAUGCAAUGCCGUCGAAAUGCGUACUGUAUCAUUGUAAAGAAAUACUAUUUAAUAUUACAGAAAGAUAAUAUUUCGAGAUAAGCAUUGCACUAUCAAUUGUGUACAUAAAUCAAGCUCCAUUUCGACGCGCAUUGCUACUCGCGCGCUCGUGAUUUUCGCAAGUGCUCUCCGCGAGCUUUCCGCAUGAUGGAUGUAAUAAUGCGCAAUGCAACGGCGAUCAAGCCUAUGACAAAACAACACCCGGCCGAUCUGUCGGUCGGUUUUCAGUCGCUAGUCCGCGCUCUCGAUAGCGACCGCUCGUUAACGUCCUCGCAAAAUCCCCCUGACGGCGCAUCUGCCUGCGCGUGCGAUCAUUAACGCGCAUUAAUUGUACACCAUUGUAAAUAUCUUGUAUAUAGUAUAGAGACUCUGUGUGUGUUUUGCGUGUGUGUGGAGCGUAUUCACGCAAGUUAAAGGGGAGGAGGCGCGAGACAGAGCAAAGAAGAGAAAAUAAGAAGUGGAAGAAGAGAAUUCGAGUCGGGUCACAGUCUAGUCGUUUCGCGUCGUUGUCGUAAGUAUGUAUACAUAUACAUAUAUACAUAUUGUAUUUAAAUUGAUGAGAGAAAGAGAGAGAAAGAGCUGCACAUUCUCGGGAGAGCACACGCUUAGUGUACAUAGUCACACGCGAGACAUAUGUUCCUCACCUUUAAUUUAUCAUCGUGUCAUCGAAAUCAGAUCGUGCGAUUGCCGCCCGCGUGACGUGCGACCUAAACGAUAACUGUACCGACGAUGGCCGAUACCCCCCAUAGAUACAUUUAGCGUUUAUUCGCGGCCACUCGACAAGCCGGGUAUUUUCAUCACGCGUUUAAUCGUAAACAUGAUUGUUUGAUUUCCAUCUUAGAGAGGAUAUUUAUUUGGCCUACUAUCUUCGCUGCAUUAAGCAAUUACGAAUUAAGUUAAUCAGCUAUCAAUUGAGUUCACGAUUACACGAUCGCAUUCGAGCCCUUUUGAGACACAACGAUAAUGAUAUAAAUUAGUAAAAAAAAAAACACAUUUUUUCAUAAUUUCUCCAUAUCAUAUAAGAAGACAGAAUUUAAUUUAUUUAUAGAGUCAUAAGAAAGUGAUAUGUUAAAAUAGCUGAGGUUUUACAGAAGAGUUUGUCCUUGUUCCCCUCAGAAUAUGGAAAGUCUAACUUUGCCUGACGGCUCAUUUAACGUUGAAUGCGCGGUGACUGAUAAAGUCCAAAAUUGGAAGCUAAACGCGGCGCUGAACAAAGUUCGAAUACUGCGAGCCAAAGUCUGUACAGUAGUUUGGAUAGUGUCGCGGUAUGUGUCUCUCUAGUAUUUAGUUGUAUAGGUUGUUCGUUUGUCGAGGUAGCCCGACGCACUGCCUAUUUUGUAAUACGACUUAGCGCCACCGUGCGCGCCUUUCGUUUCCUCAAAGUCCGCCGUUUAACACGCGACUCGUGUGUUAAAUAAAUUCCGUUGAAUGUUAAUGUGCCCACAUUUUUCUACACUUCUCGCGCAAUACCGCAAGGGAAGAAAUCGCGUUUUAUUUCGCGUAUGUGUUCUUGUGUAACGAUUAAUUAGCGAUUAUACUAUUAUAUUCCUAGCGCGCAAAUCUGUAUUCCGCGAAAUCCUAUUAUUUAUUUUUCGUAAAAAGAGGAAUCCAGCUGUGUUGUCCACGAAUCCCACGUGCACAGUUCUUCCCGAUACUUUUUGGGUCUUUUUCUCGGGAAAUCCCACGCGAGUGUCACGGGAUGAAAUGUGAAAUCGUCAAUUAGUCGAAACGACUAAAAAUUAUUUUCCCAUAUUUACGCGAUUUAAGGUAGCGCGUUUAACGUUCGAGGGGAAAAAAAAUCGAAAUACUACCCGGUAGGUUCCUCCUUGUUUCAGUGGGGAUCAAACUAUAAUGUAUUUAUUAUUUACGUUGCAUUGGUUUAUAUAGUGUAAUAACGCUAAUAUACGAUACCAAAUAAUACAUAAGAUUUAGUAUGAAACAGUAAUAUAUUAUAUUAUUUUUAUUAAUAUUAUUGUUAAUACUAUUGCUAUCGCAUCUUUCGUGGCACCAAGGAAAAGUAAUUUUUCGUGCUGGCGUGUGGUAUGGCCUUCGAUGGCCGUAAGGUGGAGUGGCCCUCGAAGAGAAGCACCGAAGGAGCACCGGAGAGGACGCGAAUCGAGCGCGAGCGAGAGAUCAAACGAGAGUAAUUAACGAUGCUAGUCAAUUAGUACCCGCGAAGGCAGCUAACGCCAGGUCCUAGCUUAAGGUACGACGGCUAUGUAACUCGCUUUAAGAUGGUGAAAGAAGGUCGAGAUACUGAUGACGCUGAGAAAGAAGGGUGACAUAUAAAGAAGAGAGAGAAAAGGAGGAGGUCGAGGGGUUUAAGGAGGUUUAAGGAUUCGAGAACACUGAGAAGGCGAGAAGAGGACGCUGAAGAGCGCCCAAAAGGUGGUUGCUCAAAGAGUCGAGGAGACGAAGGCCGUUGGCUGGCUGGCUGGCUAGCUAUGUCAGUCGACAAGUAUGUACUUGGCAGAAGAAUGCAAAAGGGGAGCAAAAGUGACGUUCCUAACAGCGGGCGACCGUAUCGUGCACGUGCACGGCUCUAGAUGCUUCAAUUAUCGAAAGUACGUAGCACAUACCGCAAGUAUUUCCAAUCGCCGGCGCGAAAAAAAUGUAUACUAUUUAUUAUAGCGCAAAAACCGAGAUUAUCUUUUGUAAAUUCUACUCGUACAAUUUGAUCGCGCACAACGGAUCUACAUAAUAAAUAAUAAAAAAGGACUGAAAUAAAUUUGGAAUUAAAUGCAUUAAUACGCAGAGAGAGAGAUAACUUAUCUAAUUAACUCAUCGAAUAAAUCACGUGAAGCAAAUUAAGGUUUUUAUCUUUUUUGUGCGCAUAUUUGCCGUUAUUAAGUCAAUAAACGUUGCUUCUGUUGUUCCGCUCGUAAAUAAAUAUAAAUUAUUAAGCGCACAGGGCAAAAUUAUUAAGUUUAUAUCGAUAAAUCGAACGUGAUUUUCGUUAUGUAUAUGUACAGCCUUGUUAAAUAUUUAAUUCGAUUUGCUCCAUAAAUGCGGCAACGAUUUCAGUUCUUUUGAAGUGGUCCAUACCUUUCAUAACGCUCGAUCGAUCCGAACUUCCAUUAAUUACCCAUCGUUGUUAACGAUAAUUUAUGCAUCGAUGAAAUACAACCCCGGCCAAAAAGAGCCGCUUUCCCCAGGAAAAUCGAACAGGUGUCGAUCCGCCGGCUAUUAACAUCCAACGGGGAAACAUAUAAUUUAGAGACUUCAUACAACAUUUAUGGCGUAUGAUUUCCAUUUUAUUAAUCCACCGUCAGGUUAAAUGACGAUGCCAAAGAGCACGCGCGACGCAUAAUUAUUUACACACGCACGUAUAACUCGAACGUGGGAAUGAAUUAUACGUCGUCCGAAAUCCCUCGCGUAAAUGACCCGCAUAAUACGUACCUAAAUACCUCGAGAUGAUACUUUCGUCAAUUGUACGACGGUGUGGACUUGAAACCGCGUGAAGAAAAAACCGCGUGCGUACAAAUGAUCCUGAUUCAUACAGAAACUGCUAUUACAUCGAUACUAUAAUAUUUCGUUGCCGACGAAAGAGGAUUUGUCUUGGUAAUUUUUUUUCAACAUCCGAGCGAUGUUGUACCUUGCUCUUUUCAUGAGAAAACGCUCUCAUCGUGAGCGAGCCUCAACGAACAAGCAUCAAAGUCACUUCGAAAUCGGAUUUUCUUAUCAGUACACAUCUGUCACCCUUCCGAAAGCGUCAUCGGAUUUCCGGUUCGGAUUGUCCAGUGACCCCGAAAGAAAUGAGAAAAACAACACCGGGAAACCAGCGUCUCACUUGAAGCUAUCUGGACUUUAAUUUACGCUCUGGCACUCGAUCCGCGCCCGAAAGCUCCAGCUUAGGUCACUGUAUUUUCUUUUCUUUUUUUUUUGUUUUUUUUUUUUUUCGUUUUAUAAAAGGGUGGCGCGCAUCCCGCCCAAGUGUAAGAAUUGCGUGCGCGUGUGCGUCCAUAUGUGUUAAUAUUUAAAUAAAAUGUGCGCGAAUAUUAUGUUUGUUCGCAACGAUCGAGGAUCGUGAAGUCUACGUUGGAGCGCAAUUAAACUCAUUAGCUUAAUUUCGUAUCAUAUGUAUCGUAAUUGUUCCUACUUUAGUUUAUUUCUCUGUAACUCUGUGAUGUGUAUUUAAAUGAAUAUAUUACCGGCGCUAAAUUACGAUACGUUGCUGCCGAUUCUUUUAUAUUUAUACGUAUAAAUGUUCAUCCUUCUCAAAGGCCAUCCGGAGAGAAAAAUUUCAUAAAGCACAUUUCUCUAUACCUCGGCAAUUCGUUUGAUGCGAAACUAAUCCGUAGGCAAAUUUUCUCUUUGCCAGCCGCUCUUUUACAGUAUAGUUUCGUUAAAAAAGAAAUAAUAAGUCAAUGAGUCAAGUAUGUUAAGCUCAUCCUUGAUAUUUGAAGCGAGGAUUUGAAGCUCGUGUAUCUGUUAUGUAUCGAUAUACGUCAAUCGAAACGAUCGCAUAAUAAUUUAACAAAUAAUUUAUUAUUGUAUUGUAUAUAAUAUAGUUGUUAUUAUUAUUUAAUUAACGUGAAAGAAAGCGUGAGUUAUGUACAAAGUACCGAGAGUGCGCCAAGAACCGAGAUAUUUUGUCGGAUUUUAUUGUUAUAUUUCGUUUUUUCGCGCCGAUAUCGAAUAGCUAAAGCGAUACAUAACGGGUCCAGCGGAAAGCGGCGCGUGCGUUUUAUCCCGUACCGUCUUUAUUUUUUUUUUUUUAAGUCCACUGACUAUGCGAUCUUCGAUCGAGUGAUUAAGCGAUCCGUUAAUUUUUAUAUUGUGCGUGUCACACACUGUCAUUAAGUAUUAUUUAUUGGUGAAAGUGGAGGGCGCCCGUACGCACUUGUUCGCGCGCGGAGAAACUUCCCAGUCUGUCUGUUCGUCAUUUCGUUUUAUUUUUAAUUAGCUCGCUUAAUACAGCAAAGGCGCGCCGCCGCAUCACAGACGCACCUGCGACCCCGGCAACACCUGCGACGGUCUCGACAAUUUCGGCGAGACCGGCGUUCGCUUGGGAUAUUUUCUGAAAUUUCAUCAUUAACCCGCAACCGUAUUAUUAGCACUAAACUUACAUUAAUUUUGCGAACGCGUGCAAAAUAUUAAAUGCCGUACGAAUCUUCCUAAUUAGUUCUAUGCAAUGUAGAGCAAUCACUACGAACGGAAAAUAUAGUUGAUACCGUUCAACAAAGACCUUACGUUUAUAAAUAAGUUACCAUUGGUUUAUUAACUUUUUGUAUGCGACUUUAUGUAAUAAAUGAAAGAUAUGACCGCUGUAAUCGAUUGUAAAGUUACCCGAGUAAAAAAAUGCGAGUAAAUUUAAAAUGAGUGAAUUAAUCAAAGCAAUUGUCAGAAGCUUGCGUUCGAAUACGACGAAUACGAUUAAAUGUAAAACUGCGAACGAUUUUAUGUAUAAAUAUGUUCGAGCAAGUAGUGGUCGCGCGAUUUCUGUUCUGCAAUGAAACUCCAUGAUGUCCGAUCACGAGCAAUAAAGGUCCAAAGACGCGCAAGACGGACUGCAUGAAUACACAACUGAUUUAUUAAUAAAAUAGUAACGUUAAUAAUUUAUGUUAUUGUACGAAACAGUCACAACUGUACACAAGCCAAAGAGGUGGAACUAGUAAAGGAGAGACAGAGAGACAGACAGAAAAAGAACAUUAUAUGUAUGCGUGCGUGUAUGUAUGCGAGAGGAAGAAAAAAAUUUCAGGCGUUUAAUAUUAAUUAUCUUCAUCGGACGUCAUUUGUCAUUAUUCAUCAAAGCAUCGCCAUUGUCAUUCUUCAUCAUUUAUCAUUGUCGAUGAAUUAAUUAUUAUUCUUAUAAUUAUUCUCAUCAUUAUUGUGUAUCAUUAUAUAUAUUCAUAUAUAUAUAUAUAUACAUAUUGUACAAAACGUGAUAACUACGAAUCCUCGCUUAGAUAAUUCGCAUAGUAAUUUUCUGUACACACAUUCGCCGCGGCAGAGGAAAAAUACAAUGAUAUUUAAAAGAUUC